Messenger RNA from Pocillopora meandrina, 496 nucleotides. NCBI's taxonomy places the organism in Eukaryota, Metazoa, Cnidaria, Anthozoa, Scleractinia, Pocilloporidae. The record is from the annotation of a GenBank genome assembly.
AUGCGUCCUGACUUCGGUCGGAAAGUAUUUGACAGGCAGACGGAUCAAAAGGCCAGAUACGGUAAGAUUAGUAAAGGAAGAGAAUUCACCCUUUAGUGAAGAAGUUCUGGUGCAAAAUUUCGGUGGUGAGCCGAAGUGGCUUGAUGGCACUGUUACGGAGCAGCCCGGUCCCGUCUCCUAUAAGGUUCUAGUCGGAGAACAACUUUGGAAACGACGUGUUGACCAAAUGCACCAAAAUCAUUUAAGCAACAAAGAUAGUAAACCAGAAAUCAGUGUAACACAUUCAAACGAUACCACUGACAUCCAACUGGUAACGCCUCCGCAAGAGGACACCGCGGAAAAAUCAACGCUAAAACCAAAUGAAACCAAAAGUAGCAAAAAUGAUAACGAUGAAGAUACGCACGCAGCCGCGACAGCGCAACCUCAACAUCAACCUCAAACACGCUAUCCAACUCGACAGCGAAAAGCACCGCAGCGUUUAGGAUUUAAUAUAUAA